Messenger RNA from Strongylocentrotus purpuratus (purple sea urchin), 2754 nucleotides. RefSeq names its product 28S ribosomal protein S5, mitochondrial (gene mrps5). Gene Ontology annotation, biological process: translation. The record is from RefSeq and is a predicted model, not a curated record. Gene Ontology annotation, molecular function: RNA binding; structural constituent of ribosome. Gene Ontology annotation, cellular component: ribosome. The transcript is spliced from 9 exons. Lineage: Eukaryota; Metazoa; Echinodermata; Echinoidea; Camarodonta; Strongylocentrotidae. Bases 69 to 1268 code for a protein of 399 amino acids.
CUAUACUACGCUCAUGACCACUAGCACAGCGCAUUCGGGAUCGGCGGAGAGCAGAGAAGGCGCUAAGCAUGGCUGUCCGGCAAAUGCAGAGUGUUUCACAACUGUGCUCAUUCAUAGCUCGAAGAUUGGUGAUAGGACCUAAUUUAUCCAGCCAGACCAGAUUGCUAUCAACAUCACCAUGCCAACCAAGAGACGAGAGAAUGUUAGUUGCUCCACAAAGCUUCAUGGUUCAGAAGAGAUACACUAGCUGGUAUAAUACACUAACUGCUGAUCAGCUAUGGAAAGGAAUGUUAGCAACUACUGGUAAGGCAGCUAGGAAGGCAAGAGGCAAGAGACCUGCAAGAAGAAUGAAGAAGGAUCUUAACAGAGGGCAAAUGGUUGGAGAAGGUAGAGCUCAGAUUGCCUGGCCAGGCCUGAAUGCACCUGUAGUUCAGGGUAAAGAAGUCUUAACAAUUCAGAAGAAACUACCUGAUCCAGAGAAAGAAGAGAGAUUACGUCUGAUGAGAGAGCAGUGGGAUAAGAAGAGGAAGCGUACUGUACCACCAGAAGAGAGAGGUUGGACAUCUAAGAGCUGGGGUGGAAGAACAUUAGGACCCCCUGAUCCUAUCCCUGGAGAGAACUUUGAAGGCUUUGAUUCUCGUGUGAUCCAUGUGAGGAGAGUAUUUAAUAUGACAGGUUCAGUUGGUAGAAAGAGAUCUAUGUCAGCUCUGGUUGUUGUUGGCAAUGGAAAUGGAGCAAUAGGUUAUGCUCUUGGUAAGGCACCAGGUGUGAUAGCUGCACUGAGAAAGGCUAAAAACAAAGCUGCAACAAAUCUUCACUACAUUGAACGCUAUGAUGACCACACAAUCUAUCAUGAUAUAGAGACAAAUUUCGAGGUUACAAGAAUUCGAAUGAGAAAGCAGAACAAAGGGUAUGGUUUGAGGUGCCAUCGUGUUAUGAAGGAGAUAUGUAGAUUAGCUGGGAUUAAGGAUCUCUAUGCCAGAGUGUAUGGUUCCGUCAACCCUAUCAAUCUAACCAAAGCUGCUAUCAAUGGUUUUGUAAACCAGGAAACUCAUCAACAGAUAGCAGAUAGGAAAGGUCUCCAUGUUGUUGAGGUGCGUCCAGAGCGGGGGAGUCUUCCCAUCGUAGUAGCGUCACCAAAGAACAAAGAUACAAGGACAGACGUGGACGAAGAGCCUUGGGAUAAAGAGCUCCCUCUAGAAUGGAAAGAAGAGAAGCCUAGGAAGUUUGAGAACAAUUUCAUUCGUGAAGGAACUAUGAUAUUCUAGAGGAUUUCAAAGAUGUUUUGGAUUUUGGUGGCAAGAGAACACGAGGACAGUUGUUAAUUUUGGGGUUUUGGGGCCCUGAAUCCACAAAGGAGGUUUUUAAACCAUGGUCAUGCGUUUCCAAGCUGGAAAAAGUUUGGCAAUGAGAAAAUUCAACACCAUUCAUUUUGAAGCUCGACUUAUGAUUAUGAUGUAGAAAUAAUUGUCCAGGAUUUUAGAAAAAGGUGAAACAAUAUCAUUGAACUCACAACGACUUAAUUUGAUAAUAUUCUGCAUGUACUUUUACCUUUGUGAAAGAGGGUUCCUGCAUGUGCGACCUUUUACAGUUCAAUUCAAUUUAUACCAGUAUAUGUUCAGGUUUAUUGCAGUCAUAUUCAACCCAUGGGACCGUGAGGAAAAGCAAUUGUAAUUGCAUUAUGACUAGAUUUCUAAAUAUGUUUCGCAUGGAUAUGAUGUAUCGAUGUCUGAUAAAACGAAAAUGCAUGUAGUAAACUACCGGUAGUAAUCUUAUUUUUGUAAUCAUAUUCCUGAAUCUGUUUCAAUGUUCAUUUUGUGAAAGAAUGACAUUGAAAUGGAAACAUGCUGGCACAUGGUUCACAACCCAUACAGGUCAAUCCUGUGAUAACGAAGUCAUGUUGAAAUGUUCUGCUUUAAUAAUCGUCCUUAUGAUAUUAGUUCUUCCUAAAUAUAAAAGAACAAGAAUUGCAUUAUAUUGGCUUUAUGACUACCGGUAUGCAAUAAGAAAUCAAAGAAUGUUAUGAAUUGUUUUAAGACUUGUCAUCACUUUGGAUCUAUGGUAACUUGUACUACAGCGCCCAGGUUAUCAGGGCACGGAUCUGUUCAGCCAGAUGGCUUGGAUAGGGUAUAAAAUAAUAAGAUUACAUGUAUUCACCAUGUGAAGGUGUUGAGUUGUCUCUGCUGUGUGUAAACUGUCAAUUAAAUUAUUUCAAAUCCCUUCUUGGUUAGGAGGUAGAAGCAUUGGUUUGCAAACACAGGAGCCCCUUCUUAUUAAGAGUUGCAAUUGAUUCAAAUUGAUCACAACUUGAAAUUUAUCCCAACUCCUAUUUCUUAAGUACGCAGUUUCUAUUAAUUUUAAGUUGUGAUUGAUUCAAAUCAAUCACAACUCUUUUACAAAGUGGUAAAAAAAAAUCCAUAUAUUGUUUCCUUAACAAGUUACAUAAAACAUUUAUAUUAAAAUUCAGAAUCCUUCCAGAGUUCUAGUAAUGAAACUUUUCUGAAAGAAAUCAAUAUAUGAACAUUUCUUGAUCAUGUUGUCAAUAUCAAUUAACUUCUGAUAUGUCAUGGCUUUGGUGGAACAUACAUGUACAUACAAUAUUAUGCACACACUAAAAAGAACAUCCCGAUAUAUAAUAUUUUGUAUGGUAGUCUUAGAAGUCACAUUUCCCUUAUUUAGUUAUUUUUUCCUGUGAAACUGACAAAUAUUGUUAACAUUGCAUUAUUACAUUAAAACUACUUUAUAACUACAUUA